CCCCAGUUCGCUGAUUUCAGGUGGGAGUGAGCGGUCCUGUCACACAAGAGUUAAGCCUCAAGCCAGGCGAAGAUGGCAGUGUUGUUGUUUAAGACCUCGUCGUGUAGCCGAACAUUUACAGCUACAUGUGUGCGACUUCACUCGUCUCUUACGUCUGAACUGAUUGCAAACAUGGACAAAAAAGCCACCUGGGAUCGCUUCUAUGCCGACAGCAGCAGCAGAACAAGGCAGUUCAAGAAUUUUGAUUGGUUCUUUGGCUUUGAAGCAGUCCGGAACCUCAUCAUGCCUUUACUACAGACCAAGUCCAGCACUGAGGCCUUUUUGCAAGUCCUGGAUAUGGGCUGUGGCACCUCCUCGUUGGGACCCUCCAUUUACCAGCACUGUCCCGUUCCAGUGUGGGUCACAUGUGCUGAUAUUUCCCCCGUUGCUGUGCGGCUCAUGAAGGAGCAUGUGCUGGCUGAAGAUGUCCACUCGAGGAACUCUUUCUCACAGUUGGACUUUGUGGAGCUGGACUGCACACAGCUGCACCGACACUUUGGUUCCCGUACUGUGGACCUCAUAGUAGACAAGGGCACCACGGAUGCCCUACUGAGGUCAAAAGAGGGCCCAGGGAAGGCCGGCCUGGUGCUGAAGCAGUGUUUAGAGGUGCUGCGCCACUCAGGGUCUCUGCUCCAGUUCUCUGAUGAGGACCCGGACGCUAGGCUGCUGUGGCUGGAGAUGGAAGCACGGGAGAUAGCGGCAGAGGUUUGUGUGCAGGAAGUAGGGGAGAAGAGGGGAGUGUGUUAUUAUUGCUACCAAGUGACCCCUCGCCUGAAUGUGCAGCAAUGACUUUGGACAAUGGAAAUAUUUCAUGUAAAGAACAUAGUUUGUCUAUUUUGGAAUGUAAGUUUCUGUGGGAGAGUUGCAAACGACUUAGCACCAUUUCAAUUCCCUGUACCCUACGACCUGCCCCAAACACACACUUGGUAUGCUUACAUGCACUAAUAUAAAAAAACACAUCCUAAUUGUGUUUUUGACUUUUUAGAAAUAAUAUUUAUAACUUUAACUAACCCCCCACAAACAAUUUUUUUUUUACCCCCACAAAAAAGUUCCAACAAAUUCAAUAUAAAGUGCCCAGAAUAUAAAUUAAUGUCAUUAUUUACUUACAUAUUGGCCCUAGUGUGUGAAUGUGAGUGUGAAUUUUGUCCGUCUAUCUGUGUGCCCUGUGAUGACGUUCCGACUUGUCCAGGGUGUACGAUCCCUUCCGCCCGAAUGCAGCUGAGAUAGUCUCCAGCGACCCCAAACGGGAUGAAUUGAAAAUUAGAAAAUAUGUCAUGUUUACUUCAGUGUAUAAAGUAGACUGUUUUAUUCACGGAAAAUUAUCAUUGUUGGGUAAUCAUUGUUGGGCUUCAUGGUGGCAGAGGGGUUAGUGCGUCUGCCUCACAAUACGAAGGUCCUGCAGUCCUGGGUUCAAAUCCAGGCUCGGGCUCUUUCUGUGUGGAGUUUGCAUGUUCUCCCCGUGAAUGCGUGGGUUGUUGUCAUUAGUUCCCUGCUCAGUGGCCUUGUGGUUAGAGUGUCUGCCCUGAGAUCGGUAGGUAUUGAGUUCAAACCCCCGCCGACUCUUACCAAAGACUAUAAAAAUGGGAUCCAUUACCUCCUUGCCUAGCACUCAACAUCAACGGUUGGAAUUGGGGGUUAAAUCACCAAAAUUAUUCCUGAGCAUGGCCUCCGCUGCUGCUCACUGCUCCCCUCACCUCCCAGGAGGUGGAACAAGGGGAUGGGUCAAAUCCAGAGGGUAACUUCACCACACGUAGUGUGUGUCUAACAGUGGUACUCUAACUUUUUAACUUUAGUUCAUUUCUUUCAGGUUAACCCUCCCUGUAUCUUUAAAACCAGGUGACACCUCGAGUCCUAGCUUUUUUUGAGUUGAGUUUCAUUUUGAACAUGUACUCCGGUUUCCUCCCUCCAAAGGCAUGCACCCGGGGGUAGGUUGAUUGGCAAAAUUAAAUUGGCCCUAGUGUGUGAAUGUGAGUGUGAAUGUUGUCUGUUUAUUGUUGUUGGCCCAGUGAUGAGGUGGCGAAAUGUCCAGGGUGUACUCCGCCUUCCGCCCGAAAGCAGCUGAGAGAGGCUCCAGCAUCCCCAUGACCCCAAACGGGACAAGCAGUAGAAAAUGGAUGGAUGGACGUGUACAAUUUAAAUACAUGACAUAUUACACAUACUUUCAUCCAUCCAUCCCAUCCAUUUUCUACCGCUUAUUCCUUUUCGGGGUCGCGGGGGGUAGCUGAGAUAGGCGCCAGCGCCCCCCGCGACAUACUUUCAUUUGUCAAUUUAACAUAUUGCUUUGAUCAAGGGUCUUUGAAUGCACCACAGUUAGAUGCAAUGAAAUGCAAAAGUGGAACUUAGACAAAACUUUCUCCAAUGUUGCCAAAUAGAAUUAUAAUAUUCUUCCCUUGAUCUAUCACCUACACUUUGUACCAACAUGUUGGUGAUGUGUGUGAGAAUGCAUAAAAGUGAACUUUGAUGACAUUAUGACAUAUGUGUUAAGUGAAGUGUUUGAAAUAGGUUUGAUUCUACCCGGGUGGAACAAACUUAAGUGUUUAAUUUAUAGUUCAAUACAAAGGUUAUAUUUAUUUUAUCUGAACAUUGAAGGGGUUAUUUUUAUUAUUAUUUGCAUAUUUAAAUGACAGAAAAACAUAUUCAACAUUUUAAAAACUCAGACCCCCAAUUCCAUUAUUAAAGGUGCUUUUAAUCCAUUCCCGGCGUCAGUUUUUGAUUGGUGCGCCCUCUGGUGGCUACAGGCUGUGCCAGAUAAUUUUGCAUAGUUUUGAUGUCCAUUUAUUGAGUUAAAAAAAUUAAAACUGAAAAACGUUGAGGUCUACAACAACAUUGUACCAAAGCAUUUUAGCUAAUGUGAACCAAGAUAUCAGCAUGACUGAAGUGUGACAUAUUGACGGCCCCCAGCAGGGACAAAACAUUAAAACAAAGUUGAGAACUUGUUGAAUUAGGUCCUGACGUUGAGCAACCCAAACAUAAUGAAACAACAUACUUUUUGACAACAUUUAUUUAAUGUCAGGUUGUGACGUUGAUUUGACCUAUGAAAUUUGGUCAUUUCCCAACCAACAAUGUCUCAAUUUACCACUACAACUAUUUUGCAAUGUUGUUUCAAAGUCAGUUUUAAAAGAGAUGUCAAUAUUGUAUUGAUGUCCUGUGCCUGCUGGGCAAGUGAUCCCAAACUGUUACUAAUGCAAGAUUUAGUUUUUACUCAUUUUUUACCACAAGAUGAUGAUUAUCCAUUGUUAGUCGAAUAAUAACUGACUUUUUGUAUGGAUUUAGCUUGAAAACAUGCGCUUAUUUCUACUGGAAUAAACUGAAGAAGUCGACUGGCUCCUCGUGUGACGCGUCUUGGCAGAAAGCUGGUGGGUUGAGCUGACUUGGGUCCGAAAUGCCAAUGAUGUUGUUGAAGAAACUGCAAAGAAAUGAAAGAUGCACAUAUUCAUUGUCCCAUGAAUACCUCCUAUCAGCCAAAUGUAAACAAUUUGUCGUUAGAUCUCACUUACUUUGUCACCAUCCAGCCAAAAGGCUGAGUUUGGUAGGACACGGAGAUAGGGAUGCAUCCAAAUUCUGUGACUGUGGUCACAUACCGUCCUGCAGAGUUAAGGUGCAUGUAAACACACAUGCUGACACAAAUAUUGAUCAACUGACUUUGCUCUUGCACUCUCACCUCCAGUCUUCGGAAUGAUGCCCAUCCACGUGUUGACAAGUAUCCCCUGACCCGGGCCUGAAGAACUUCCCAAAACAGCCUGGCCCAAAAGAGUGGCGUUGCUCGGGAUCGCCAUCGGAUGGAAGUCCACUUUCAGGGGCCUCUUUUUGCAUGUGUGGUCAUGAUUGUUGAUCUCAUACAUGGCUGCCUGCAAGGUACAUUAGUUGUUUUUACUCCCCUUUUUUUCUGAGAUCAUCCUGGCACACCUUGAUUCGUAAGCUAACAAGCUACAGCAAGGUACAAAAAUCACAUUACGAAAACAAUAUGUAACGGCCAAAAAGAAAAGGACUUAAUGGGGUGCCUGAAAGAUCGCCUCAGUUAUGUAAAUCACAAGUUUGGACCCCAGUGUCUAUGUUUGUGAGCAGUGUUAAAAUGUCAAUAAAUGAUCUGCCCAUGUGUUUGCAUUGUUCCAAGUUCCUCUACAAACGGGAGCACUACGGGCGGCAUGGCGAAGUGGGUAGAGCGGCCGUGCCAGAAACCUGAGUGUUGCAGAUUCGCUUCCCACCAAUGGACAUCAAAGUCGCUGCCGUAGUGUCCUUGGGCAGGACACUUCACCCUUUGCCCCCGAUGCCGCUCACACCGGUGAAUGAAUGAUGAAUGAAUGAUUGGUGGUGGUCGGAGGGGCCGUAGGCGCAAACUGGCAGCCACGCUUCCGUCAGUCUACCCCAGGGCAGCUGUGGCUACAGAUGUAGCUUACCACCACCAGGUGUGAAUGAAUGAUGGGUUCCCACUUCUCUGUGAGCGCUUUGAGUAUCUAACAAUAGAAAAGCGCGAUAUAAAUCUAAUCCAUUAUUAUUAUUAUUAUUACUACUGCUAAAAUGUUUGUUUCACAAGUUUUGAACUAAAGUAAAAAUCCUCUCAUUCCCAGGGCGGUUUUGCUUCCUCAGGCUGCCUGUUGAAUAACCCUACUCUACGCGGUUGCCGAAUUCCCUUAUGGACAAUUCCAUUUUUUUUCUGCUAAACAUUUAUCUUGCUGUAACACAUUUGUUGUAGUUUUAGUUUGGUUUAACAGCAGUGAGGCCGCAUUCAUUCAAAAUCCAUAAAAAUAACCGCAAAUUUAACUACUUUAAACGCUGUCAUUGUGAGUGAUUCAUGGCCGUAUUUCUACAACGACCAUACUAUUUAAGUUUACAAUGUAAUCAAGCCUUUUCCCUGGAGAUAUGUACAAAAAACUUUUUUUCUUUUUCCUUUUGCCCAUUUAUUGUGUUUUGUUUAUGUGGUCACGGUCAUUCAAUAAUCCAUAGAGGUAACUGCUAAUUUAACAUCACUUCAAUGCCGUCAUUGUGACAGAUUUAUGUCCGUAUUGUCAUUGUGUUUUGUUUACUUUUUCAAUUAAUGCUGAAGCUGCAUAGCAGUUUUAAAUUGACUUCACUACAGUAGGAGAUAAACACUUUUCUCUGCACUUGGACAUAUCAACCUAUUUGUUUACCUUUUCAUAAUAAUGUUAGACAUUAUCUGGUAUAUAAAAACAUGACUUUAGAACACAAAUGAUUGAACUGAAUUGUAGUUGUCCAUGUAGUUUAUUGGUUAUACAUAAUUACCAUAAAAUAUUAAUAACACAUUAUUUCUGAAUAAAUAUAAAUGUACGUCAUCUACAAUUUUGUUGAUUGGCUUUUUUAUGGAAUGAAGGAUGACUGUAUUGUAUUACAAUACUCACUAGGGUGCAGUCAGCCCCAGAGCCUUGUGUGUUACACAAGUAAUAUUUAAUACGGAAAUAAUCACAAUCAAAAUCUUGUGCACUAAAAGCUCGCAAUAUAUUAUAUGUUAUACAAAUUAUAAUUAAACCUUUUCAAAACUGGUUACAAAAGCUUCUCUUGGCUGCUGACUAAAACAUAUUUUUAUUAAAAUGUAUUUUAAAAAAAAGAAUGAGUCUUGAAAAUGUUAAUUCGAUUGUAAAAAUCGGAAUAAAUAAGCAUUUCAAAGGUGAAUAGAUUUUUUUCUGCACUCCUAAUAGUCAUGCUAUGUUUGAUUUAAAGAUGAUUGAGCACCUCUCUGAAGAGAAGAAGGCCAUCAUAGGUGAAGGAGUGAUUCUUGUAAUAUCCCAUCUCAUGGAGCCGGAACCUUUGUCCCACAGCGUCGUACAGGUACUGAAUGGAAGCCCACAGCUUUUCAUUCUGUGUGGACUGCACCAACACAA
Messenger RNA from Nerophis ophidion (straightnose pipefish), 5876 nucleotides. RefSeq names its product citrate synthase lysine methyltransferase (gene cskmt). The record is from RefSeq and is a predicted model, not a curated record. The transcript is spliced from 2 exons. Lineage: Eukaryota; Metazoa; Chordata; Actinopteri; Syngnathiformes; Syngnathidae. Bases 73 to 828 code for a protein of 251 amino acids.